Molecule: messenger RNA, 1211 nt
Organism: Diprion similis
Lineage: Eukaryota; Metazoa; Arthropoda; Insecta; Hymenoptera; Diprionidae
Exons: 5
Coding region: 173-838 (221 amino acids)
Source: RefSeq, a predicted model, not a curated record
AUACAUUGAGUUGUUCUUAGUUGUGUAAGCUGCCAGUAAGCGCACAGGUAGAGCUCAUUAGUGGACAUUUUACUGUGCAUUACCGCUUAGCAAUUGAAAACAUCUGUCAGAGUAACCUUCCCAGGCUUGACUCUGGUACAAAAAUUUCGGAACUGCGAAGAAAAUUCUAAAAAUGAUUACAUGGGUACUGGUCAUAGCUCUCGUAACGAGCGUAACAUGGGUUAGUGAAGCUGUGAUUGUGCAACAAGUUAGUGCUGGCCAUUUAGCUGAGUUGCCAUGCCCAAGUAUUGACGACAAUCAUCGUUUCAUGUACUGGGAGCUCUCCGAUAAAAAUAAUAUCAUAGGUCCAGGAAACCCACAGAACCCAGAAAAAUACAACUACCAAGUACUCACUGGGAAACUCAUGAUCAGGGGUGUUUCGACUGCUGAAUCUGGUUUCUAUAAAUGUAUCUCAAGAGGUAUAAAUGAUGAAUCUGUCAUCAAUAUGGAAACGGUUGAACUAAUAGUUACAAAAGACUGGGAAGAUGUGUGGGAGAAUGAUUUUGAGACAAACUUAUUGAGAAGCCUGGCUGCUGUUAUGGUAAUAGUUGUAAUCAUCGCCUUGCUACUUUACAUAAUUACGACCAAACGACGUAGAAAUAUGAAAUAUUUUGAUAUGGAACCAUCAAGGGAAAACUCACCAGUCAAUUAUAGAGAUGGAACACGUGGGUCUGCAGGAGUAGUUCGCAGUAGCACGCCACCCCCAGAAGAAAUAGGCAUCGAUAAUGCAGCAGUGGAUGUUGAUUUUCCAAAAGUGUUUAGUAAGAUGCAUCAGGCGCAGGCUGUUGAGAUUCCAUAAUUUUUCAUCAAAAGUUAGAUACACUUAGAAACACGGUUGAAGCCUAAUAAUUUGUAGACCAAUAAAGAAAUAGAAAUCAAUUUGAUGUCAAAAGCCGAUUAUACAAAAUGAACAUCAAGUGAUCGCAAUGUAUUACACAGUGAAUAUAAAUAGCACAAUGAUUGCGUGACAAGGUAUGGCAUUACAUCUACAAAUGUGAAUGUGAUAAGCAUAAUUUUCAUAAUAAUAGGAUAAUUAACUUUGUUAAGAACAAGCUAGUUGUACCAAAUCUAUACUAUGUAAUUAUAGCAAUUGAAUAGUCAUAUAUAUGUAGAGUAAUAAGAUUUAAAGUGUAUAACUAAUGAAUAAAAACUACUUACAUUUGCUCAAAGAA